CAUACACCUAGCCGCCGCUUUACAAAACAGGUCAACAGAAAGAAGCAGCUAGGAGUUUCAAUAAUCUCCAGUUUCGGGAGGGGGGAAACUGACACUAAGAAAUGAGUGAAAACAACUCCAGGGCGCUCCUUGGCCGCUUGUUAGUACAGGUGCCUCUCCAGUUGUGACCACUGAGCAGAGGAGAGUCACAGUGAAAGUGGCCAUGUAUCCUUUCAGCUGUGAGGCUGAGACCUCACUUCAGGACCUGUUUGAAUAUUUCAAGAGGUGCCUGCAGCAUGGAGAGUGGGAGCUGGCCAGUGCCUGUGUGCCACAGCUGGUGAACUCAACACUUUCAGAAAACCUACGAGACAUAAUCAAAGCUAUCAUCUGCCAUCCUUACAAUUUAAAAUGGGAGUUACUGGGCAGUCCACACAAACUGGCUUGGUUUUGGCUUCAGGUUUUGGAGAAAUGGACAGAAGAGAAGGUUUCUCCUAACAUCAGGAGAGAGUUGGAGUUCCUGCUGCUCCUGGAGGAAUUGGGCUCAGAGGGCAUAACAGAGACUGUCCUCAAGCAGGAGUUGCGCCAGGCCUUCUUGGACAUCCAGCGUGACCGAAAGGCUGCGGAACGUUCGAGGGCAACAGAUGCUUCUGUUGAGUCUUGCCUCCGAACCUUAUUGGAGAAAAAGAAGCCCAGACUGGCCCAGUCUCUAGCACAUUUCUUACAGGACCAGUCAUCCACAGAGGACCAUACUCUGCAGCACACGUUCAUCCGACACCUGAUGAAGAAACUGGGACGGCCAGAGAGGAUGCCGGAGAAGCUGGAGGAGUGGGUGGAGGAGAUCUACGCGGUGUUGGCCGUGAUGCCAUGGAGCUCUCGUAGAAGCGGUGGGCAGUUUGAGGCCCUGUGCGAAGCGCUGUGGGCAGCCAGAGACGGACCCCUGAAAGAGGAGAGGAUCCUGAGCGCGCUGCUUCGCCCUCAGUGUGACGCUCUCGUCUCUGUGUACUGCUCCACUGCUCUGAGGCUGCAGAGGGAUCAUCUGCUGAGGAGCACGCCUGACACACAAGUGGACCUCCCUGAGGCAGAGAGGCUGGCUCUCACUUUAUGUUGCCACAAGGACCGUCCAUCCAUUUGGAAGACCAUCUAUUUCGAGUGCCUUAGUAGUGGGAAGCACUUCUUGGAGCAGGUCUUGGUUACUGCACUUGACCUGAUUAAGCACGAGGAGUUCUCUCAGCUGAGAGACUUACUGCAGCUGGAGUUCCAGCCAUUGUCUCGUCUGCUGCUGCUGCUGGGAUGGACUCAGUGUCGCAGUCUGAGCUCAGCUCAAACGCUGCUUAGCACCCUUCACCGUGAGCAGGCACCAGCCAGUGACUCUGUUCUGCAGGAGUUCGCCAAUCUUUUGUCCUCUCAGCUUGGAAUACUUGAAUGGUGUAAAAGCAACAAUCCAGGUAUUUCCAUGGAGGCAUUGCUGACACAGCUUCACACUCUGGACAAUCAUUCAGCUCUCUAUAUUCUGCAUUCUCUAACUGCUUUGCCUCAGUUUGAAGAGCGCAGGAUACUGGAUCUGCUGCAGCAACUGCCAAAUUCGCCAAGAACAGAGGACACUGAGGCCAUCAUUACUCUCAGCCAUGGUGUACAGAGGAACGUAGUUUUGUUCCAGGGGUUCUGUGCCAUGAAAUAUGCCAUUUAUGCUCUCUGUGUGAAUGUACAUAAAUACUCAAAUUGCACCAAGUGUGAGUCCAUGCAGCAGCAGCGGCACCGGCCCAGUGAAGCAGAAACAGACCAAAAUGAAACCUCAACUUCCUCAGAAGGUUACCAUUUGCAGUUCCAGCACUACCUGUCAGAGUGUCAGCUCUAUCUGGAGGCUGUGCCAGCCAUGUUCCGCCUAGAGCUCCUGGAGAACAUCUUCUCCCUUCUCUUUCUGUCCACCGCUGACUUUGCGCAGCCGAUUCAAAAAGACACAAACUCAAAUCUGAACGCAGUGAAUGUCAGUCAAGACUGUUCAUCAGAUACACGAAACACAAAUGUAGAAUUCGGAGCCAAAGCAAAGACAGAUGAGACUGAUCACAGCAGGAAAGAGAGCCGGAGGCAGCAUGCAAGUUCACUAACCUCGUCCCACUGUGGCCAACUGGACCUGGGACACUUCAUCCAGGGCUGCAGGGGUUUUGUGGUUGAUGUUACAGCCAUGGAGGGUUUUCUGAAGCUGCUGAAAGAAGGGUUGGAGGGCAUGUGCGUCGUGGGUCAGCAGGAGGGGCAGGAGGCGGGAAGAGCGCUGCCACGAGAGGCCGAGGCGGUGGAAAGUCUGGGCUGCUCGGUGACGGCUGAGACAUUUGGGGCUCGCCUGCAAAGGCUGUCCAAACGCACUGCGGAGGCUCAGUGGAGGCUGCAGAUCAUCACCAGCAACCAGGGCAGUGGAAGUGGCUCAGAAACCCCCCUCCAAAUGUCAGCGAUCAGCUGUACUGCCCCGUCUUUGGGGAGCAGCAAGAGCUCGAGUCUGAGAAGGAGGAAGAGACAAGGGAGACAUGCUACAGAGAGAAAAAGCUCCAUAGAGAAACAGAAUGGAGAAGUUAGCACGAGUGCAUCAGAUGGUGGAGGAGGGACAGCAGCCGGUUGUGUGGAAUUGGAGGUUUGUCCAUGCAGGGGUCCCCACAGCUGGCUGGUGCCCGCCAUGUUGUCCCCUCCGGAGUCUCUGCUAAUGUCCUGCAUCCGCCGAGGAAACUUCAUGGAGGCUCAUCAGGUGUCUCUGGUGUUCGAUUUGGGGGCGUCUGCCUGCUGUGGUGAGUUGGUGUUCAUGGAGUGCUACAAAGAAGUUCUGGUGGAGUUGGGGCGGGUGGAGCAGAAGAUGGAGAGCCAGUCUAUGUCUUCAUCGUCGUCCUCCUCCGAGGGCUUGGGAUCGACAGCUGUGUCAGGCACGGGGAGGGCUCGGCUGGGCAGCAGUGGGCGGUCAACACUGCAGGCCAUCGGAAGUGCUGCCGCUGCAGGUGUGGCUUUCUACUCCAUCUCAGACAUAGCAGACCGUCUCCUCAGCACCCCUGCUCACCCGAUGCCCUCACUGGAGGAAGGCUACUGGCUGAGCUGCUGCUCUUCGGACCCAUCUGGCCUCCUUUACACAUUGCUGGAGGAGCUCAACCCAGCAGCCAUGGCUGCCUUUGACCUGGCCUGCUGCCACUGUCAGCUUUGGAAGACGUCCCGACAGCUGCUGGAUACAGCAGAGCGUAGGCUCAACAGCAGCCUGGAGACUCGAGGAGUAGGAGUUGACCCCAAGGUUCCUCAUUCCGAGGGGAUCUGUGGAUUUCCCAUGGUAUUACAACAGAUCAACAAGAUCCAGAGCCACUCUGCUACUAAUAAGGGCUUGGUCAAAACAGAUGCUGUUGGGGAGGACCAAGUAUUUGCCAGCCCAUUUGGUUGCUGCAUUCAAGAAGUGCUCCUGUGUUGCCACCCGACACUGAGUGAGGAGUGCAUCGCUGCUCGCCUCAGUCUGGCUCAACGCUUGGAGACCACCCUGCACAUUCUGAGUACUGCUACAGAUGGCACAGAGGGCAGUUUGGGCAGCGCUAUUCUGGCACUGUUGGCUGAGCAGGCCAGUCUGAAGCACUCAGAGCUAGACGCUCACCCUGUGCGUUCCGGCAUGAAACAACUGCUUCGCUCUCUGGACCAGCUCUGCCCCUUUGAGCCCGACGGAGAUCUUGCCAGAUCAGAUUAUGUGCGGAGUUUCCUCGACUACGUUAACACACUAGCAUCUGUACUGGUGCGCAGCCUUGGUUCAGAAGACCAGAGCAGUGAAGUGAAGCUUGGGAAUCCACUGCUGGUGUUGCUUCAAGCCCCGUUUCAGCUUCUCUCCCACGUGCUAUUUGACAGACAGGUGUCUCCUGACAGAGUGCUGUCCCUGCUGCAGCAGGAAGGUCUGCGACUGAGUGUCCAGCAGGUGAUUGUCCAGCGAUGCUGUGAGACUUUGCCUAUGUGGUUGUCGUGUCCAGGUGCCGAAAGAGACUCCAGUCAGGCCAGAAAAGAUGAUGGAGUGUUCGGCGUUGCCAGUUUGUCUGCCCUGCUCCAACAGCAUGCCAAGGAGCACAUGCCAAUUCUGGGAUUCACAGAGCCUCAGUCUGCUGCGAGCUCUGAGUCUGAGGCCUCAGUGGAAGACCACUCUGCUACACCCACCAACCUCUCCACCUCGCCACCCUCUCAUUCAUCCUUCUCCUCCUCCUCCUCCUCCUCGAACUCUUUUCUCCUCACGCCAUCGGCCCUGUCUUUCCUACAGUCACGCUCGCCUUUACUGGCCACACUGGCGUGUCUGACUGCAUGCAAAGGAGAAACUGCCCGGACACAAUCCUCCGGAUGGUCAGGGUAUUUCCGCACUGGACGUAAAGAAGUUGUCUUAGAUGGUGAGCAGAUUUCUUGUGAAGCUGAUAACCUCCUGAAAGAGUUCCCUAUUCUCUGGGCCUACCUUCACACCAUGGCGGAACCAGUGCUGGGCACCCCGUUAAGUGAGAGCGAGGAAGGCUCUGCUGGACUUGGGGCGGUUGUUUGUGGGCAACCUCUUGUCACUCUCCUGCUGUCUGGGCCACAGGAAGAAGUCGCCCAGGCUGUGGCCGCUGAGGCCUUCCAGAAGGCUCUUACCUCCAGAGACCUGGGCCGAGCCCUCAGCCUGCUGGAGCUAUAUGGGCAAGGCUGCAGCCAGGAGGGGGCGCUAAGAGACCAGCUACUUGCCUGUGCUGCUUUAGAAGAUGGAGGUGAAGGUACAGGUCAGCUGUUCCGUGUACAGGAUGCGAACCUGCGAGCCCGUGUUGCCCUCCAGGCCCUGGAGCGGUGGCCUCUGUCGGCCUGCCUGGAGCUGCUCGAGUUCUGCCUCAAUGACCCGAACACGGUGGCGUCCCUGAGAAUGGACUUAGAGCUCAAGAAGAAGGAACUGGACGUCUAUCACUGGAUGUUGAAUUUACAGCCUCCGUUGCCCUGGGCUACUUGGCAGGAGCUGAGGACUGAGUCUAAGACAAACUCUGAGUACAUGUUGUCCAUGAUGCUGGAGGCAAAGGAGUUUGCUCUUUGUGCACAGUGGGUGGAGCUAUAUCCUGUAUCUGACCAGCUGAGACUGAAGCUAAAGACUGAGCAUUUGCUUCAUCUGCUGGAGAAGGGGCAGACAGAUGAUGCUUUCCAGUUACUCGAGGGCCUCUCUGAUUUUGUGGUUGGCCUGGAUGUUUGUGAGCGUGCUCUGGACCGCUGCCCCGGACUGGCUGCCUGUCACUUCCUGGCUGACUACCUCACCCUGCAUUUUCAGAGGCAGGUGUCUCCAGCGCGUCGACGACACAUCCACGCCCUUCACCUGGGCUCUAAGGUGUUGCUGACUCUGCCCCCAGCAGCCAGGCAGGACUAUUUCCCACUCCUGUCGGAGCCUCUGCUGAUGCUCGAGCAGCUUUUGAUGAAUCUGAAGGUGGACUGGGCAGACGUGGCAGUGCGAACCCUGCGGAGCCUCCUGGUCGGUCAGGAGGCCGGCUUUGGUGCCGAGGACAUCGAUAAGCUUCUGGCAGACUAUGCCUGCAAGGCCCUCGACUUCUCCUGUGCUCCCAGAGAGAGGUCUAGAUCUGACUCCGUAAUCAGCCUCCAGGAAGCGCUGAUGCAGUGUCCUGCUCAAGACAGCUGCUCCCUGUCCUCCAGUCGAAUCGAGUCUCCAACGCCCUCUACAAGCAGCACCCCUACACACACCCCGUCCUCAAACAGCACAGACAGGGAGAGGGAUCGAAGCUCAGCAGGGAGAAAACGCCACUCGCCUGCCAAGUUCCAGCCUCCAGACCAACCCCCAGCCCGUAAAGACUGGGUCCCUGACACCCAGCAGCAUGUCUGCAUGGUCUGCCAGCGUGAGAGGUUCACCAUGUUCAACAGACGGCAUCACUGCCGGAGAUGUGGUCGUCUGGUUUGUCACGCAUGUUCUGAGCGUAAGAUGCCUGUAGAGGGAUGCCCAGGAGACGACGUCAGAGUCUGCGACCAGUGUUACACCUACUUUCACCCAGAUUCUGAUGAUGAGCUGGAACCAGCUGAAGUUGCUGGUAGCCCUGUGGUGACAGAGGAAGCUUUAAAUGGGAUUCUGCAUCUGCCUGAAGUGGUCCAGCAACAGAUCCAACUCAGCACAAACCCUGCAGAGAACCAGCUGCUGCGGAGCGAGUUUUACUAUGAACAGGCUCCCAGUGCAUACCUCUGCGUGGCCAUUUUGUCUCUGCACAGUGACCAAACAGCCUGUGGACAUCAGCUCAUCAUCCACUGCCGCUCUCUGUCCUGUAAGCUGACCAACCCGGAGGUGGACGCCUGCCUCCUCACUGACAUCAUGCGGCAGCUGCUCUUCAGUGCCAAGCUGAUGUUUGUCAAGGUUGGCCGCAGCCAGGAUCUUGCGUUGUGCGACAGUUACAUCAGUAAAGUAGACGUGCUUAAGAUUCUAGUGACGGCCAAUUACAAAUAUAUUCCUUCUUUGGAUGACAUUCUGGAGACCUCGGCUGUCACACGUCUUCGUAAUCAGCUGCUUGAAGCCGAGCACUACCAGCUAGCAGUGGAGGUGUCUACCAAGAGUGGCCUGGACCCUGGUGGCGUGUGGCAAGCAUGGGGGAUGGCCUCUCUGAAGGCAGGAAACCUUUCCGGGGCAAGGGAGAAGUUUUCCCGCUGCCUGAAGGCUCCAUUAGACCGCAACCAGCUCAACUUGGGUCCCUUACUGCUGCAAGAGAUUGUCCAGCACCUGGAAACCACUGUGCGACCCGCUCUGACCACGUCUUUUGGCGAGGACAUCUUGGCGUCCCUGCGGGAGCUGGAGGAAGCCCUGAGUGACGCAGGUCCUGUCGAGCAGCCGGAGGGACAAACGCAGAGCAGCAUCUUCCACCAGGAGUGCCUGUACUACCUGAACACAUAUGGCACCCACCUGGCACUGAUCAGCUUCUAUAUGCGUCAUGACUGCAUGACAGAGGCCCUGACAUUCUUGCUCAACAAGGACUGCCCAGAGGAGGUGUUUCUAGAGGGUGUGUUGCAGCCCAGUCUGGAGCGGGGGCGUCUUGGCAUGCUGCAGGGGAUACUGGAAAAACUGGACCCUGGCUUGGAGACAUGUAGCCGCUACCUCAUCGCCUCCUGCCAGUUCCUGCAGCGGCGUGGAUACUUUAACACACUCUACCAGCUCCAGCAGUUCAUGAUGGAUCAUGUACGUGCAGCCAUGACCUGUAUCCGAUUCUUCACACAUGGAGCCAGUUCAUACCUACAGCUGGGAGAACAGCAGCGCUGGUUGGUCAGAGCCAAAGAGCACCUGAGGACAUACCUGCAGGAGCAGCAAGGUCGAGGCGCCGGGAGGAGAAAAUCUCAGGUCAACUCACUAAGGAAGAUGAUGUCGUCUAGUGAUGUAUCCAGGCACAUGAACACAAUUGAGCUCCAGCUGGAGGUGACCCGUUUUCUCCACCGCUGUGAGACCGCUGCUUCCUCCAAAGCUCCACAGACCAGUACACCUUCGACCAAGUCCUCUGGAUCCAAUUCACCACCUACACUGUUUGGGGGAAGUCCAAUGAAGGUUGAGGUGGCCUGUAAGGUCAUGCUCGGAGGAAAAAACAUAGAAGAGGGGUUUGGCAUUGCCUACAGAGUCAUACAGGACUUCCAGCUGGAGGCCCAGGCCGUCUACAUGCGGGCCGGCCAAAGGCUUGUCAGACAGAGGCAGUAUGGCGCUGUACGGCAGCUGCUCAAAUGUGUCGGUGAAUCAGGCACUGCCACCAAGAACGACUGCGAUGCCCUCAUCCUCAGCUGUGUCUCCAACGCAGAUAAGGGACCAGCUGAUGCAAAGGAGCUGGAAAGUCUCAUUCUGGAAGCCAAGAGCACAGAAAGCAAGAUCAAAGCCUACCUGCUGUGCGGUAAACUGCGGCCAGCGUACCUGCUGGCGGUCAAGCUGGAGCAGAGCCGGGCAGGCCCAUUGGUCCAGGACGUCCUUCAGGCUGCGGAGGGAGCACAGGAUUCAGUGAUGCAAAAUAUCUGCCGCCAGUGGCUGUCUGAACAUCACAACAAGUCAUCUCAGCAGCGCCAGGGCCGACCCAAUGCCAGGUAAAGGCACCGUCGGGACAACAAGGGAUUACACAAAGCACUUAAACUCGAAAAACAGAUGAGCUGCCAGCGAAGCGCAAAUAAGAGGAUCCAGGGUUUCUGAUGUAACACCGUUCUAGAAAUGUGUGACUGGUGAGUGACUAGUAAGCUUUCACAUCAAUAUGACUGCGCGUUGUAUGUUACAGGAGAGCAGCUGUUGCACAUAUUCCAUGUUAUGUGGAGCACAUAACAUGGAAUAUGUUUGGCAGAUUACUGUGGAUUAUAUUUGAUACAGCACAUUUCUCACCUACCUGAUUAGUAAAAUCAGAAAAAUUAAAGAAUUUUUUUUUUUUUGAGAGAUAAAGGCCAAAAACUCACUUCAUCUGUGAUGUGAUGAGAUCGUAGUCACACUGUUCCCCACUUGUUCUUUGGCUCCAGGUGUGUCAUACUAACACUAGCAUAAACUUUGUAGCUAGCAUCUAGUCUUGCAUUAAGAGUUUUCCUGCGUUUUAGCAUUACAGAAUGCUAAAUUAUCAGAAUCGAUGCUGCAGAACCAGGAAUAUCUUCAUUUUUUAUUCCGUGCAUUCUUCUUCCUUGUCAAAACCUGAUGCUUACAUUGCCCACAAUGCAACUCGACUGCCGACAGUUCAGUCAGAGAUUUGGAAGUGUUAUGCUAAUAGCAGCUAAUGUAGCCUUGAGCUUCUAGCCGCAAGCAGAGAUGAGAAGCGGGCGAUAGCGGCCUGGUACGUUCACUUCUUACUAAUUCGUAACUGACUAAAACUUGUCGUCUUCAGACCCAGCUGACGCUGACUCAAGUGACAUCAGUUAAGGCAGUUUGUCAGAUUUUAACCAGCUCCCACUGGAGACACAAAAGACUCUAUACAAUAGCAACAGAAUUUAAUGUGUAAAAUUGGUGGUAAAAUUGGUUCCCCAUUAACCAAAGUAAGAAGACUAACCCUAUAGUUUUUAAUAUCUUGUAUUAUAUCGACUGUGGAUGCUGAAAUUUUAAAAACUAAUUAUUUUACCUUAAUUUCAUCUGAUACUGUAUUGCCAGGUGUAUUUUAACAACUAUUUCCAGUGAGCGGCCAGGUUUUCAUCCACUGCACAGUGGGUUAUGUCUACUUCAUACAAGGGUCCUCUUACCAACCAAUGUUACUUCGGCAGUACUUGUGUUUUAUUUGUAAAAUGUGCUAACAUCUGACACAAAAAUACCAGAUUUAGCUUCGUAUGCUGAGGAGCCACAAUGGGGCACUGGAGUCAUUUUGGUAUCUAUGCUGAAAUCUAACUAAAUGGUCAAUUAAUUACAAAACUUGAUACAGUCCUUUCAAGUUUUAUAAAAUGUGUGUUAUUUUGAAGCGCUACGUAACAUCCCCCGUAAAUCUCGUUUUUUUUUUUUUUUCUUUUUCCUGAGCUCCAGUGGUUUUAAUUCUCACCUUGCUGCAGUGGUGUACAGGUGUACUCCAGGACCCUCUGACCUCCAUGUUUGGUGUGGUUAUGUGUGAUACAAAACACACUUCUGACCACACCCAUCACUGAUACCGGGUGUGGUCAGAGGUGAAACAGACAAAAAAAACUUUCAACCAGAGAGGACAGUGAAACACUGAUUUUGAUAUCCAAGUGUUAAGUUACUAUUAUAGUGGAAACAUCUAGAAACCCUGAUGAUCACUCUCUCUUAAUUUGCGCGGCCUUCCUCUCUGUAAAACUAACGAAUCACCGCUGUGCUUUAUUUCCAUACCGGAAACGUUUUCUGUUAUCUCUCAUCCGCAUAGCAUUUGAGAGGGAACAAUGUCACUGCUCUGGAGUGACAACAACUCUUACAUAACAGAACUGCUAACUGCAACGUAAACAGAUACAGUCACUCUUACACAAUAUAAGCAUAUCUAUAUAGUAACUCAGUAUUUGACUAAAAUUUGUCUCCUACCUCAACCUAAAGGGAAAAUAUCUUUAACUGACUGGAAAGCCUCUGACAAAUAUGUUGUGUGUCUUUUUUUUCCCCAUUUUUAUGUCCUUAUUGUGUCUGUCUGUGGAUAAGGUUCUUAUUCAGGCGUAAUAUGUAAUGAUCUGUUCUCCGCAAAAAAAAUGGUACAUGUUCAGACCUUGAAGAAACUGAUUUUGAAACUGUUUUGUCUUGUUUUUGUAAUCCUGAUGAAGCUGUUUAUCUGUUUUACAUUGUAUAACACAUUUUCUGGUCAGCUUUCAGCACACAUUCCCUUUUGAUAAAAGAAAUUCAUAUCAAGCAAUUUGAAGUAUUCAAAGUUGCUUUAUGUAAGUUUCUGCUAUUGCUACACAGCCACCGUUAGCAUUAACAGCUGAUUACUUACCAAUAGCUUCAGCCAUCAUUGUGUUUACAAGACAAGAGGUUAGAUACGGCCUCUGAGCAGUGCUACUUCUUCAUCCCCUCAUGUUGGACUGAAGGCAGACUGGACUCUACAGUGACUGCUACGAGACGGGCCGGGACUAGCUGGUUAGCAUGCUAACUUAAUUAGCAGAAAAGAAGUGAUAGAAAUAAAAGCAAAACAAGAGUUGCUUUCCCCUGCUGGAGACAGCCCUUGGUGAGUAAAGGAAUGAAGUUUGAUACUGAACUCGCAACUUUACUUCUAGACUGUGAAAUAAACAGCUGUUGAUGCUAACGUCGCUUAUGUAGUGAUAGCAAAAACUCACAUAUAGCACCUUUAAGGGCAUUUUAAGAUGUUGUUGAGAAAUUUACAAAAACCAUAAGAUUUUAGGUUGGAUACACAAAGGGAUCCGCUUAUUGAUCAGGUUUAAUUCAUUAUCCAGAAAAUUAACUCUCUAGUCAUUAGUUUUGUCUCUGGGUGGCUUAUGUUUUUGUCUCAUCUUCUAUCACAUGUUUUGUUAAUGAGUGUUGCUAAUUUUAAAAUCAUGCUUUUUGCUUCGCUCUCAUGGGAGACAUGACCCAUAUCUUUCUGAACUACAUAAAUCCGUAAUGAUUAACCCAUACAGAUAAUGUUUCAAAAAAGGGAUUUAACUGUGGCCGUAUGCUAUCUUUUUUUGUGUAUUGUUUUUGCCUGCUUAUUUCGCAAACCUACAACCUGGCCAACACAGGAUAACAGUGCAAACGUAGUGACACCAUAAAUCAUUUCUUUUAAUUCACCUAUAUGAGAAUCACACAUGUUGCUGAAGCUGCCUUGUCAAGAAUGAGUAUUUCAGAGCUAUUCUGAUCACAUGGUCAAGAAGUACAUCUGUAAUUAGAGGAGAUGCUGUGUUGUCCCUUUGCCUUGCUUCCCCUCUGCUACGCUAGUCUGAAGACUGAAACUAACAGAUCUUCUUGUGAUAGUGAGUGUUGACUGGCAAGAGAUUAAAAGAAGCCAAUUUAGACUGCUGAAAUGCACGCUUACGACAUUCUUGCACUCUAAUCCUCCUUAACUUGGACUGUUGUCUCAUCACUGCCGCACUUUAUAUUAGCGAGUUUAAAAAAUAAACUUCUUUUGGGGGAAAAAAAAUUUCAAAUACUAUAGUAACUGCUUUAAUGAUGCAGGGACUGAUGAUAUUGAAAUGUAAUUGAUUUCGCCAUCCCUUGUAAAAUAAAAUGAAA
Molecule: messenger RNA, 11557 nt
Organism: Xiphias gladius (swordfish)
Lineage: Eukaryota; Metazoa; Chordata; Actinopteri; Istiophoriformes; Xiphiidae
Gene: zfyve26
Product: zinc finger, FYVE domain containing 26
Exons: 43
Coding region: 203-8029 (2608 amino acids)
Biological process (GO): regulation of cytokinesis; double-strand break repair via homologous recombination; mitotic cytokinesis
Cellular component (GO): midbody; centrosome; lysosomal membrane
Molecular function (GO): metal ion binding; phosphatidylinositol-3-phosphate binding
Source: RefSeq, a predicted model, not a curated record